Messenger RNA from Rhopilema esculentum, 2890 nucleotides. Its product is annotated as delta(14)-sterol reductase TM7SF2. Gene Ontology annotation, molecular function: Delta14-sterol reductase activity. Lineage: Eukaryota; Metazoa; Cnidaria; Scyphozoa; Rhizostomeae; Rhizostomatidae. Gene Ontology annotation, biological process: cholesterol biosynthetic process. The record is from RefSeq and is a predicted model, not a curated record. Gene Ontology annotation, cellular component: nuclear inner membrane; endoplasmic reticulum membrane.
GUUUUCUCAACAAAGAAAUAUCGUGCUUUACCAACCAAUCGUACGCUUUCUUUCAAUUCGAUUGUUUAUCGAACAAUACAACUCGUGUGGCUGUUCGAAUGAACCAAUCCGCUUCAACGAUUUUGCGCGGGCUCACUUUGCAACGGUUGCUGGUAAUAACUUCACAACAAAGAAGAAUAUGAGAUUGGCCUAAGCAAGGCAACUAUUUCUCUAGGAAAUCUGGCUAUACUGUUGAUGUUUUAACUUUUGCUACUAUAUUUCGUGUUCGAAGUUGUUAAUCAAGAUGCCUAGAAAAAAUUUCUACGAGAUCGGAAGUGACAUUUUUGCAAAAUGGCCUGGAACAAACAUGUACUAUCCUGGCACCGUAGUGGAAGAGUAUGACAAGCCAACAGAUUCAUACAUGGUGAAAUUUGAAAGUGAACUCGAUCCUUUAGCGAUUCUGGCAAAAAACAUUUCGAAACCGAGUCAAGUAAGACAAUGGAGGAGCCGUUCUGCAUCCCCUGCUAGAACUCCAGGACGAAAACGGAGGACAAGGUCCAGAUCAAAGUCACCAUCAAGAGCUUCAAACAAGAGGUCUCCUACUAGGAGAAGAUCGCCAGGUCGUAAACCAAAAUCAACACAAGACAGUAAUGAGUCAAGUCCUAAUAAUGAGGAAGUCAAAUCUGAGCAGGAUAAUACUCCAGUAAAGCAAACAAAAGAGAGGAUUGAGACAAAAGAAGAGAACUCAAAAGAAGAGCAGACAAAUGUGAUUAAAGAAGAACGUUCUGAAACAAUUGUGACAAGGCGUGUGACAAGGUCAGUGGCAAAGUUGCAAGAGAAGGAAACAGAAAUUUCAAAACAAGAAGAGGCAAAAGUGGAAGGAGAGCCGAACGAGGCCUGUGGCUGGCUUUGCCAAUUAAUCGGAUUAUUAUCAACAAUUUUGAUGCCAUUAGCUGUUUUAGCACUAGGCUUUGUUUGUAGUGACAAACUACAAGCAUUUUCUUUCACUAAGUGGCCCAAACUACCAUCAGCUGGUUCACUUUUGGACUGGAGGGUGCUUCUUGGGGUUGGUGUUUGGUUUGAUUUCCAGUUUGUUCUGACAAAGUUUCCAUUUGGUGAGGUUUCCCAAGGCAUUGUUACAAAGGAGGGACAACCGCUAACAUAUAGAUGUAAUGGCUGUAUCGGGUUAUUCUUGCAACUGGCUCUUCUUGGCAUUGGUGUGUAUACAAAGACAACUUUCCAGGUAGCAGACCUGGUUGACAAGUUCUACUUAAGUAUUAUUGCAUCAGCCAUUAUUGUUGCAUUUGGUACAUCUGUCUUGGUUGCACUGAAAACAUCGAUUGAUUCCAACUUCAAAGGUCAAAGACUGACACCUGCAAACUUCUUCAAUGGAAGAGAAAUCAACCCAAGUGUAUUUACAUUUGAUAUAAAAUGGUGUUGUUCAAGGGCAUCAUUCAUAACAUGGAUUGUGCUUGACCUCCUGUUUGUUGCAAAGCAUUAUUCUGAUACAAAAGGUGAAGUAAACUGUGCUGCUGUGGCGGUUGCUUUUUUCCAACUGGUUUAUUUGGGUGGUACAUUUUUUCUUCUUGAGAAACGGAUGGCUACAAGUCCUCUAUUCAUGGAAAUGGCUCCAGGGUUUGGUUUCAUACUUGGCACAAUGGUAUUUGUACCUCUGUUCUACUCAAUGCAGGUUCUUUAUUUGGUUAGAACAACACCCCAGUUGCCACCGGCUACAUGGGCAUUGGUUAUCGCUCUUCAAGUCUUUGGGUACUACAUAUUCUUUAAAGCAAAUAGAGAGAAAUCCCAAUUUAGAUCAGACCCAAAGAAAGCGAUGAAAAGAGAUGUAAAAGUUGUUUUCACUCAAGAUGGCAAGAACUUGCUUGCUGAUGGCUGGUGGGGAAGGCUGAGGCAUCCAAAUUACCUUGGUGAUAUUCUUGUUGCCAUUUCAUGGGCAAUUCCGGGAGGCUGUAAUCAUGCUGCACCUUGGUUAUACCCUAUUGCCUUGGUUGCAAUGCUGGUUGCUAUGGCUAAAGAAGAUGAUGAGCGCUGUGCAAAGAAGUACGGACUUAGCUGGGAUGAGUACAAAGAUCGCGUUAAAUAUGUCAUCGUCCCAUAUGUUUAUUAAACUUUUGGUGAUUGUAAAACGAACUACAAGUUAUAGCAGGGAGAUUAAUUGUGAAUAGUUUCACAAAGACCGAAAGACAUAUUGGCACUUUCAAGCAAAACUGGCUGACUGCACAAAAGAAAUUACUCUGUACUCUAUCAUUGUGCAUUCCCGAAAUCAGUUCAAAGCUAUCUGAGAAACUGGUUGCCUGGCUGUUAGACUUGCUGUAAAACGAAACACAAUUUAACAUCAGUGGUGAUAAUUCUCUAGCACAAGUAAAAGAUGCUAAUAUAUGUUUAUAUGAUUGUGAAAUAAAAAUAUUUUAUUGUAUAUUCACAGUUUUAGGGGAUAGAUGUUAGUUCUUAAGUUGCACAUAGAGCCAAUACGUUGCUUCAGGUAACCAAGAGUAUGCUCUAAUUAUUGCCUUUAUCUUAUUGCCUCCAUAAGUAAGCAACUGCCCAACUGAAAAUUUUUAGUACACAAACAAGUCAGGUUUCAUCAACCAAUUUUUUCUGACUAACUUGGGUUUCUGAAUAUCUAUUUUCUAAACAAUGGUGGAAAAGUGGAAAUUAAAUCUAUGUGAUAUGUUUCAACUAGAUUCUUUCGAUAUUAGCCUAUUAUCAGUGCACAGACAAACCUUUAGCUGAAUCACCAUAGGAUCUAGAACAGCAGAGAUGAAAACACGCUCUUUCAGCUACAAGUUAUUUCAUUUCACUUAGUAACUCUCGUCUGUUUUAUUCUUAACCAUUGGUUUAGUAUUAUUCUUAAAAAGCUUCAGUGUGUAAAUACCAUAUCAAUAUGACUGUA